Molecule: messenger RNA, 621 nt
Organism: Lactuca virosa
Lineage: Eukaryota; Viridiplantae; Streptophyta; Magnoliopsida; Asterales; Asteraceae
Source: the annotation of a GenBank genome assembly
AUGACGCUAUCGGAAGAAGAAAUGAAGCGUUUGUGUCGGAUCCGCAGAACUGUUAUGCAAAUGCUGAGAGACAGAGGUUAUCUGGUUGGAGAAUUCGAGAUCAAUAUUGGAUUAAACGAAUUCUUCAGGAAAUUCGGUGAAAACAUGAAAAGAGAAGAUCUCAUAAUCAGUAAAGCCAAUGCCAAUGAUUCCUCCGAUCAGAUCUAUGUCUUCUUCCCCGAUGAACCAAAAGUUGGUGUUAAGACCUUGAAGACUUACAUUGAACGCAUGAAAUCAGAAAACGUAAUCCGAGCAAUAUUGGUUGUGGUUGAAAAUCUUACACCAAUUGCCAGAAACUGCAUGAGUGAGAUCGCUACAAAGUUUCAAUUGGAAGUUUUCCAGGAAGCAGAGUUGUUGGUGAAUGUUAAAGAUCAUAUUUUAGUUCCUGAGCACCAGGUGCUUACAAAUGAAGAAAAAAAGACUUUGUUAGCAAGAUACACUGUCAAAGAAACACAGCUGCCACGAAUUCAAGUGUCGGAUCCAAUAGCACGGUAUUACGGGUUAAAACGUGGUCAAGUUAUGAAAAUUAUUAGGCCAAGUGAGACGGCUGGACGUUAUGUCACCUACCGUUAUGUUGUUUGA